AUGUCGGAAGAGAUGGAACCCACCAAGCCCCCUCCGGCCCAUGUCUCCCCGACGGGCAUGUGGGCGUCCAAGCUCACCCUCCGCGUUAUCCAAUUCGCGCUCGCCAUCACCAUCAUCGGCUGCGUCGGCUCCAUCCUCUCCACUGGCUUCUACAGCAUCUUCGUCCUCGUCGUCAUCGUCCCGCAAGCCGCCGUCUCCGUGAUAUGGUCUCUCGUCGAAGGCAUCUGCAUCCUUGUCCGCGGCGGACGGCGCGGCAUCCACCCGGGCGCCAACGUCGGGUUCGAUCUGCUGCUAUGGUUGGGGUUGGUAGUCGGCACCAUCUUCAUGUGGCUGUUUGGCGUCGACUCUGAACUGAAUGUGGGCUCAUCGUCGUACAACUACGGCGAUAAUUAUGACAGUGCGCUGGCGGUUAUUCUCAAGGUGGCGGGUCUGGGGCAGGCGUUGAUCGGGCUCGGGGCGACGUUGACGUGA
Molecule: messenger RNA, 471 nt
Organism: Chaetomium globosum CBS 148.51
Lineage: Eukaryota; Fungi; Ascomycota; Sordariomycetes; Sordariales; Chaetomiaceae
Exons: 2
Coding region: 1-471 (156 amino acids)
Source: RefSeq, a predicted model, not a curated record